AUGAGCAGCGCCGCGGAUGAUGUUAUCUCCCUAUUCCGCAUUCACACCACGGCUCUUGCCAAUCAAGAUUGGGUCACUAUCAAGGCCAGGCUUCACCCCAACCUUACUCGAAACCACGUCGCUAUAACCGCCGAGCAGUAUGUUAGUCAAGCGAAUGAGGGGUUCAAGGCGAUACCCGACUUGACCGUCGUCCUGGACCAGGCUUUCGCCGAUAAAAGCAAUAACGUGGUGUUUGGUCGCCUGAUCGUGCGCGGCACACUCAAACAGGAGUUUAUGGGAAUCAAGCCCUCUGGAAAGCCAUUCGAAUUCUCGGAACUCACAAUUCACGAGUACAAGGAUGGCAAAACAUUUCGAAUUCUCACGGCUACGGAAAAAGAGGCAAUAAAGAACCAGGUCGAGAGCCUUCCCCGGACGCCAUUUGACACAGGAUACGGCUAUGACCUUCCUGAACAGACAGCCGGCCUGAAAGAGCGAUUUACAAGUUUCAUAGAAGGCAUAACCAAGGGAAAUGUGAAGGAAUCUGUCCUCGAAUACUGCGCCCCCGAUGUUGUGUUUAAUGGCAUACAGAAGAUUACGAGGGAGGAGAUAAUUCAACAGAACUUGACCAUACAAGACGCACUCACAGACUUGAAAGUGGAUUUCGACGGGCUGGUAGUUGAUGAAGACCAUCAGCGGGUUGGCUCUGCUUACUACGUCACUGGACGAGUCAUCAAGCCGUUUAAAAGCUAUUUGCCGGGUCAAAUCGUACAACAAUACACGUACGCCAUGCAUUUUAUAAACGAGGAUGGGCAACUUGGAGUCAUUACGUCGGUAGUGGAGAGCGAAAAAGCUAUUGAGGAGGGUAACGAAGCUGCGCAUUGA
Molecule: messenger RNA, 861 nt
Organism: Trichoderma aggressivum f. europaeum
Lineage: Eukaryota; Fungi; Ascomycota; Sordariomycetes; Hypocreales; Hypocreaceae
Exons: 1
Coding region: 1-861 (286 amino acids)
Biological process (GO): polyketide metabolic process
Source: RefSeq, a predicted model, not a curated record